Messenger RNA from Aspergillus lentulus, 1866 nucleotides. The record is from RefSeq and is a predicted model, not a curated record. Lineage: Eukaryota; Fungi; Ascomycota; Eurotiomycetes; Eurotiales; Aspergillaceae.
AUGGAACAUCCCGACCUCACAUCACAUCACGUUAAUUACUUAAUAUGGAGGUAUCUUCAAGAAUCAGGCCAUGGUGAAGCUGCAGUGACGCUGCAGCGCGCAUGGAACCAUGAUCCGCAGAGCUUACCGUUUGCUCCCUACAUUCGAACGCACGCACUGGUAUCUCUGGUUCAAAAGGGACUCCAAUAUUACGAACUCGAGCAGUCCAUUGACAAGGAUGGCAAUCCAACACCAUUCACACCUUCAAAAUAUUUCUUCGGACCGGUGUCGCUAGAGCUAGAAACGCAAAAAGGCCAAGCUGGUCCAGAAGAGGCGGGUACCGGCACCGACCAAGCGCCUGACUCGUCUACAAGCAAAGCCGCGCGAGAAGGCGGCGUGAGUAAUGGUCACCCGACGGCCGAGGCUGGUGGCCCCCAACUACCGCCCGCUACCGUCAAAAAAGCUGGGAAAAGCGAUCGCGGAGAAGUCAACGGUGAUGGAGUCCCUAUGGACGUAGACACUAAUGGCGUGGAAACAGAAAAAAAACUGACUGUUGCCGCGUCGCCAUCGCCUGCCGAAACGAACGUGGAUGGCGAUGGUGACGUGAACAUGGAUGUACGACCACACCUGCAGGAGCAGGAAGCAGCCGCGGCGCCAACCUUCACGCUGACAACGGGCCACAGCGUGGGUGUCCAGAUCAGUCCCGCCAAGGCUGCUGACCUCAGCCCGAACACCACCAUCCUGAAUGUGGCUGGAAACGAUCACGUGACGCGCACCUUGUGGCGGCCCAAUGAUCCCACCACUGUCCUUGCAGCUGGAGAUACGUUCUGCAGUUUGUGGAGGUUACAAUCUACCUCCUCCGGUCCGGUGCAGGAGAAGUUGGUCGAAAGCAGAGGGGACGGCAAUUGCGUCUCGGCCGUUGCGUGGCAUCCCAAGGGCCACAAGUUUGCUGUAGCCACCUACAACGACAUGAGAGGCUCCAUUACCAUGUACGAUGUGGCUGGAAACGCUGUUGACCUCCUUCCAGAAGUACCACGCAUGAUCACUGGACUUCACUGGGCCGACAAUAGCUCCCAUUUGAUUGUAGUAGCAUCGGAUAGCAAGAUUUCCGAGCUGGCAAUCUGGGAUGACUCAUUGCGACCAGAUGAGUUUCCUUCUCCUCAAGUGGUGGAUGGUUCGAUUUAUGACCUUAGCUGGCUCGGGCACAAACAGGCCUAUGCCAGCGGUCACGGUGUAGUCUACCAGUGCGAUGUGGACUCCAGCAUUCGUAUCGCCAAGACUUUCUCAUGGGGCGAAUCAGACAGAGUUUGGUCCUUCGUUCGCUGUGCCAACGCCGGCUCCUCCCCUGUGGCAGUGGCUGCAUCCUCUGAUACUGCUGCAUUUUGGGUGCCAACGCAUGAUAUGUAUCUCGACGACGCGCACCAAGGAGAUAUCACGUCCAUUGAGAUGCGUCCUCAUCCCGAGUCAUCUGAAAAGACCCAGCUUGGUCCUUCUGUCGUUCUUGCCUCCGCAUCCACCGACGAUACAGUCAAGAUCUGGCAAAUUGACCUGGAAGCAAAACGUUUUAUCUGUCUUCAUCGCCUGGUCCUCGGUCAGUCAAUGCCAGGUCUGGCCGCCUGUUUCUCACCUGACGGUUACGCCGUCGCUGCUGCCAGCCGCGACAGAUUGUUUAUCUGGAAUGCAGAGAGAGGGGGUACCGCGAUGGCUACUUGGGUCGUACCCGGCUCCGAUAAAGCAAAGUCAGAAGGAGAAGCAGAUCAUGCGGCCAAUGAACAAAACGGAGCCGUGGAGUCGCUGCCAGAUCGCUCCCUUUCAUGGGAUACCGAUGGUAAGAAGCUUGCAUUCGGUUUCGCAAAACAGUUGGCAGUAAUCAAUCUACAACGUUGA